AUGGCAGGAGGGGCCUGCGGACGCAGUCACAGAAGGAGGUGGCCGACGGCCGGCCACAGAAGCGGGUCCUCUUCCCCCCCAGCGUUGCCCUUCUGGAGGCGGCUGCCCGGAAUGACCUGGAGGAAGGCGAGUGUGGGCCAGCCAUGCACGGCAGGCAGCCCUGUCCCUGUCCCCCGGCGCAGGCCUCGAGAGGUCCGCCAAGGGCGAGGCCCAGCGUCCUUAGCCACAGACCCCAAGUGGUGGGAGCCCCAGGGUAGCCCUCACAGGCCAGCCUGCGGAGGCUCCUGCAGUGAAGUCCGUCAGUUCCUCGAGAGUGGGGUCAGCCCUGACCUGGGCAAUGAGGACGGCCUGACCGCCCUGCAUCAGAGCUGCAUCGAUGACUUCCGGGAGAUGGUGCAGCAGCUCCUGGAGGCUGGGGCCAAGGUCAAUGCCCGUGACAGUGAGUGCUGGACACCCUUGCACGCCGCGGCCACCUGUGGCCACCUGCACCUGGUGGAGCUGCUCAUUGCUGGUGGUGCCGACCUCCUGGCAGUCAACACGGACGGGAACAUGCCCUAUGACCUGUGUGAGGACGAGCAGACACUGGACUGCCUGGAGACGGCCAUGGCCAGCCGUGGUGAGUGCAGCCCUGCCUGCCUGCCGGGGCAGCAGGGCGCAGGGCGCGGCGGGUGGUGUGCUGGGGGUGGAGCCCUGAGCCCGCUGCCCCGCAGGCAUCACCCAGGACAGCAUCGAGCGGGCCCGGGCCUUGCCCGAGCUGCAUAUGCUGGAGGACAUCCGGAGCCUGCUGCAGGAGGGGGCAGACCUCAAUGCCCCCCGGGACCACGGCGCCACGCUGGUGAGGACGGGGCCACGCGGGACGCAGGCAGGGGAGGCUGCUGCCGGGACGCAGGCAGGGGAACCUGCUGCCGGCCGAACCAGGGCCGGGACUCAGGGGCCGGCGGUUUGCCUGCAGCUACACAUCGCCGCGGCCAGCGGGUUCGGCGAGGCGGCUGCCCUGCUGCUGGAACACGGGGCCAGCCUGAGCACCAAGGACCGCGACGGCUGGGAGCCGCUGCACGCAGCGGCCUACUGGGGCCAGGUGAGCACCUGCGGGGCGGUGGGGCCGGGCGGGCUCGGCGGCUCCGCAGGCUUCAGCAGCCCGGGCUCGCCGGCCCACAGGUGCAGCUGGUGGAGCUGCUCGUGGCACACGGGGCUGACCUGAACGGCAAAUCCCUGAUGGAAGAGACGCCUCUCGACGUGUGCGGGGACGAGGAGGUGCGGGCCAAGCUGCUGGAGCUGAAACACAAGCACGACGCGCUCCUGCGCGCCCAGGGCCGCCAGCGUUCUCUGCUGCGUCGACGCACCUCUAGUGCCGGCAGCCGGGGGAAGGUGGUGAGGCGGGUGAGCUUGACCCAGCGCACCAGCCUGUACCGCAAGGAGCAUGCCCAGGAGGCCAUCGUAUGGCAACAGCCCCCGCCUACCAGCCCGGAGCCGUCAGAGGAGGAUGAGGACCGCCAGACAGACACGGAGCUCCGGCGGCCGCCCCCCGAAGAGGAGGACCCAGAGGCGGCCAGGCAGCACAACGGCCGAGUGGGGGCGCCCCCCGGGCGGCACCUGUACUCCAAGCGGCUGGACCGAAGUGUCUCCUACCAGCUGAGCUCCCUGGAGAACACCACCCCUGACGCCCUGGUCCAGGCCAAGGCCCCCCACACCCUGGCAGAGCUGAAGCGUCAGCGGGCUGCCGCUAAGCUGCAGCGACCCCUGCCUGAGGGGCUCGAGGCCGCUGAGUCUGAACUGCCUGUGGACACUGAGACCCCCCAGCUGGAGUGUGGCUCCGGGGCUGGUGGAGACCCACCCCUGCUCAGACUCACAGCCCCCUCAGAAGCAGCCCGCGUGGAGAAGAGGCCGUGCUGCCUGCUCAUGUGAGGGGCUGGCGCCUGGGUGGCCAAGGCCCCACUGCCAGGCCCAGGGCCGCUGCUCUGCGUGCCGCAACGUGUGUUCCGGGCUAGGCUGCCAGCCUCCUCCUUACUUGGGGACGGACCUGUGGCAGAGGCUGUACCUGGGAAACACCUGGCUGCGGAGACCUACUUUCAUUCUGUGACUCUCAAUAAAGGGCCGUUCCGCCA
Molecule: messenger RNA, 2105 nt
Organism: Orcinus orca (killer whale)
Lineage: Eukaryota; Metazoa; Chordata; Mammalia; Artiodactyla; Delphinidae
Gene: PPP1R16A
Product: protein phosphatase 1 regulatory subunit 16A
Exons: 7
Coding region: 1-1905 (634 amino acids)
Cellular component (GO): cytoplasm
Molecular function (GO): phosphatase regulator activity; enzyme inhibitor activity; protein binding
Source: RefSeq, a predicted model, not a curated record